Racocetra fulgida is the source of this 121-nucleotide messenger RNA. The record is from the annotation of a GenBank genome assembly. NCBI's taxonomy places the organism in Eukaryota, Fungi, Glomeromycota, Glomeromycetes, Diversisporales, Gigasporaceae.
AUAUGAUGAAUUUGCUGAAUCUUAUUAUUAUGUAGAUAACGAUCCUGAAGAAGUAAGCGCAUAUAAAGAGAUUGAAGAUAUGUUGAAAAAUAUUAGAAAAAAGAUUAGAAAAGAUAUUAAA